Parascedosporium putredinis is the source of this 6468-nucleotide messenger RNA. Lineage: Eukaryota; Fungi; Ascomycota; Sordariomycetes; Microascales; Microascaceae. The record is from the annotation of a GenBank genome assembly.
AUGGCCAAGUUCGCCGAGAAGAAGAAGGAAUGGCUCCGCCACCAACGGAAUCGAUUCGGCGAAAAGCGAAAGGCUGGCUUCGUGGAGACGCAAAAGGCCGACAUGCCUCCCGAACACUUGCGCAAGAUUGUCCGCGACAUUGGCGACUUCAUGCCUCAUGCGGUAUUAAAGCUGCUCGAGAAUAUGCCCAUGCCUUGGGAGUCGACGCGCGAAGUCAAGGUCCUGUACCAUGUUAAUGGUUGCUUGACCCUCGUCAACGAGAUUCCCCGAGUCAUCGAGCCGGUAUUCUUUGCCCAGUGGGCCAUGAUGUGGAUUGCCAUGAGAAGAGAGAAGCAGGAUCGAGCCCUGUUCAAGCGAAUGAGAUUCCCUCCCUUUGAUGACGAGGAACCGCCUCUGUCGUGGUCCGAGAACAUCGAGGAGGUUGAGCCCUUGCCCCCAUCCAAUUUGAUCUCGACGAAGACGAAGACGCUGCCCUAUAAGACUUGGAACCUAUCUCUCGAGCAGAUGGCGGCUCUUUUCCGUCUCAGCAAGCCCCUCGUUUCCGAUGUCGUUGACAAGAACUACUUCUAUCUCUUCGACCUAAAGAGUUUCCUGGCUGCCAAGGCCCUCAACGUAGCCCUACCCGGUGGUCCGCGUUUUGAGCCUCUCUACAAGGAUAUCGACCCCAACGAUGAGGAUAUCGGCGAGUUCAAUGCUAUCGAUCGCAUCAUUUUCCGUGGCGAAAACCGAAACGAGUUCCGCAUUGUCUUUGCUCGGGCCGAAGACCCCGACCUUCCCGCAUUCCAUAUCGACAAGGGCAUCCACAUCAUCCCUCCCCUGAAGCCGGCGGGAAACCAUGUUAGUCAUGAAGAUGAAAUCUUUGGUCCUGGAAACAACGAGGAGCCCGAGGAGGAUGCUUUCACUCUUCCCAAGGGAGUUGAGCCCUUCCUCGCUGAGGAGGAGUUGGCGCCAGAGCAAGCUUCCGAUGCCAUCGAGCUUUGGUGGGCCCCUUACCCCUUUAACCACCGUUCCGGCAAGAUGGUUCGUGCCCAAGACGUGCGCCUCAUCAAGCAGUGGUACCUCGAGCACCCUCCUAUGCAAGGCAAAUGCCCUGUCAAGGUAAGGGUGUCAUACCAGAAGCUACUCAAGUCCUAUGUCUUGAACGAGCUCCACCAGCAGCCGCCCAAGUCGCAAAAUAAGCAGGACCUGCUCAAGUCCCUGAGGCAGACCAAAUUUUUCCAGCAGACCACCAUCGAUUGGGUCGAGGCCGGUCUCCAAGUCUGCCGGCAGGGCUUCAACAUGCUUAACCUCUUGAUCCACCGAAAGAACCUCACCUAUCUCCAUCUCGAUUACAACUUUAACCUCAAGCCCUUGAUCGUCGAUGCUCACUGCCAGUUCCGUCUCGGCAACAUCGACGCCUUUGUGCUAGCUGAUGGAAUCCACUAUGCCUUCAAUCACGUUGGCCAGCUAACAGGUAUGUACCGUUACAAGUACAAGCUCAUGCACCAGAUCCGCUCUUGCAAGGAUCUCAAGCAUCUCAUCUACUACCGAUUCAACACCAAUGGCGUUGGCAAGGGCCCCGGCUGCGGCUUCUGGGCUCCUUCGUGGAGAGUCUGGCUCUUCUUCAUGCGAGGUAUUAUCCCUCUCCUUGAGCGAUGGCUUGGGAACCUCCUGUCUCGUCAAUUCGAGGGUCGCCAUAGCAAGAGCGUGGCCAAGACCGUCACCAAGCAGCGAGUCGAGUCGCACUACGAUUUGGAACUCAGGGCUUCCGUCAUGGCCGAUCUCAUGGAUAUGAUGCCCGAGGGUAUCAAACAGAACAAGGUCAACACCGUCCUGCAGCAUUUGUCCGAGGCCUGGAGGUGCUGGAAGAGUAACAUCCCCUGGAAGGUCCCUGGCCUACCUGCGCCCAUUGAGAACAUCAUCCUCCGCUACGUCAAGGCCAAGGCCGAUUGGUGGAUCUCCGUCGCCCACUACAACCGUGAGCGAAUUCGACGAGGUGCGACCGUGGACAAGACCGUCGCGAAGAAGAAUGUUGGCCGUCUCACCCGACUCUGGCUCAAGGCGGAGCAGGAGAGGCAGCAUAAUCACAUGAAGGAUGGCCCCUAUGUAUCAUCCGAGGAGGCCGUCGCUAUCUACACCACCACUGUUCACUGGCUUGAGUCACGCAAAUUUUCUCCCAUUCCUUUCCCCAGUGUCUCCUACAAGCACGAUACCAAGAUUCUCAUCCUCGCUCUCGAGAGGUUGAGGGAGGCGUAUUCCGUCAAGGGUAGAUUGAACCAGAGCCAAAGAGAGGAGCUGGCUUUGAUCGAACAAGCCUACGACAGCCCGGGUACCACGUUAGAGAGGAUCAAGCGCUUCCUUCUCACGCAGAGAGCUUUCAAGGAAGUCAGUAUCGAUAUGAACGACAAUUAUAACACGAUUAACCCCGUGUAUGAUAUCGAGCCAAUGGAGAAGAUUAGCGACGCCUAUUUGGAUCAGUAUCUCUGGUAUCAAGCUGACCAAAGGAACCUUUUCCCUGCUUGGAUCAAGCCCUCCGAUUCCGAGGUCCCGCCUCUUCUGGUCUACAAGUGGGCCCAGGGUAUCAACAACCUAGAUCGCGUUUGGGUCACCGAGGACGGCGAGUGCAAUGUGCUUGUCGAAACCUCGUUUGCCAAGGUCUAUGAGAAGGUGGAGCUUACCCUGCUCAAUUCGCUGCUGAGGCUAAUCAUGGAUCACAACUUGGCGGAUUAUAUCACUGCCAAGAACAAUGUGCAGCUCACCUACAAGGAUAUGAACCACACCAACAGCUACGGAAUGAUCCGUGGUCUCCAGUUCUCGGCCUUUGUCUUCCAGUACUACGGCCUUAUCCUUGAUCUUCUCCUCCUUGGCCCCCAGCGAGCGAGCGAGAUUGACGGCCCUCCCCAGAAGCCUAACGAUUUCCUUCAGUUCAGUAGCAAGGAGGUCGAGACGAGACACCCUAUCCGCCUGUACAGCAGGUACAUCGACAAGGUCUGGGUCUUCCUGCGAUUCACCGCCGAGGAGGCUCGUGAUCUCAUCCAGCGGUACCUGACCGAGCAGCCCGAUCCCAACUUUGAGAAUGUGAUCGGGUACAAGAGCAAAAAGUGCUGGCCUAGAGAUUGUCGAAUGCGACUGAUGAGGCACGACGUCAACUUGGGCCGAGCCGUCUUCUGGGAUCUGAAGAACCGUCUCCCCAGAUCCGUAACCACGAUCGAUUGGGAUGACAGCUUCGUCAGCGUGUACAGCAAAGACAACCCCAACUUGCUCUAUUCCAUGUGCGGGUUCGAGGUGCGCAUUCUGCCCAAGUGCCGCAACAAGAACGAUGAGUUCUCCGAGGUCGACAGUGUGUGGUCUCUGGUGGAGAACACGACCAAAGAGCGUACCGCCCAUGCCUUUUUACAAGUGACGGAAGAGGACAUUCAGAAGUUCAACAACAGGAUCCGACAGAUUCUCAUGUCCUCGGGCUCCACGACCUUCACCAAGAUUGCCAACAAGUGGAAUACGGCCUUGAUUGCCCUCUUCACAUACUAUCGCGAGGCUGCCGUUUCGACGGUUCCCCUCCUAGAUACCAUUGUCAAGUGCGAGACCAAGAUCCAAACCCGUGUCAAGAUUGGUCUUAAUUCCAAGAUGCCUUCUCGUUUCCCUCCCGCGGUGUUUUACACGCCCAAGGAACUUGGUGGUCUUGGUAUGAUUUCUGGCUCUCAUAUCCUCAUCCCCGCCAGCGACAAGCGGUGGUCGAAGCAGACCGACACCGGCGUCACCCAUUACAGGGCGGGUAUGACGCAUGACGAAGAAACCUUGAUCCCCAACAUCUUCCGUUACAUUAUUCCCUGGGAGGCCGAGUUCAUCGAUUCCCAGCGAGUCUGGACAGAGUACGCCCAGAAGCGUAUGGAGGCCAACCAGAACAAUCGCCGCCUAACGCUCGAGGAUCUCGAAGAUAGCUGGGAUCGCGGUUUGCCCCGUAUAAACACCCUCUUCCAAAAGGAUCGAAGCACUAUCAGCUUCGAUAAGGGUUACCGUGCUCGCUCCGAGUUCAAGAUUUACCAGCUAAUGAAGAGCAACCCGUUCUGGUGGACGAGCCAGAGGCAUGACGGCAAGCUCUGGAACCUCAACGCCUACCGAACUGAUGUGAUCCAAGCCCUCGGAGGUGUCGAGACCAUCCUGGAACACACUCUUUUCAAGGCGACGGGCUUCCCCUCUUGGGAGGGUCUCUUCUGGGAGAAGGCCAGCGGUUUCGAAGAGUCCAUGAAGUUCAAGAAGCUGACCAACGCCCAACGUUCCGUCCAGCUCGAUCUCACGGGUAUCUUCCUCCACGGCAAGAUCCCCACGCUCAAGAUCUCGCUCAUUCAAAUUUUCCGAGCUCAUUUGUGGCAGAAGAUCCACGAAUCUGUGGUGAUGGAUUUGUGUCAGGUGUUUGACCAGGAGCUGGACUCCUCCUGCGCGGAUAUUCUCUUGUUCGCCAGCUACAAGUGGAACGUGACGAGGCCCUCGCUGCUGUUUGAUACCAAGGACGUCAUCGAGCCUGCGACCACCAACAAAUUCUGGGUGGAUCUCCAGCAUCUACCCUCGGCUACCGGUCUCAUGGUCGGUAUCGACCUGGCCUACAAUCUUUAUUCCGCUUUCGGCAUGUACUUCCCCGGCUUGAAGAUUCUCAUCCAGCAAGCCAUGGGUAAGAUCAUGAAGGCCAACCCGGCCCUGUACGUUCUCCGCGAGCGUAUCCGAAAGGGUCUGCAGCUGUACGCCUCGGAGAGCAACCAAGAGUUCCUCAACUCGCAAAAUUACUCGGAGCUCUUCAGCAACCAGACGCAGCUUUUCAUCGAUGAUACCAACGUUUACCGUGUCACGAUUCACAAGACGUUUGAGGGUAACUUGACAACGAAGCCCAUCAACGGUGCCAUUUUCAUCUUCAACCCCAGGACUGGUCAGCUCUUCUUGAAGAUUAUUCAUACCAGUGUCUGGGCGGGUCAAAAACGUCUCGGCCAGCUAGCGAAGUGGAAAACGGCAGAAGAAGUGGCAGCGCUUAUCCGCUCGCUCCCUGCGGAAGAACAGCCCAAACAGCUCAUCGUCACGCGCAAGGGUUUGCUAGAUCCUCUCGAGGUUCACCUGCUCGACUUCCCCAACAUUUCUAUCCGUGCUUCCGAGCUGCAGCUACCGUUCCAGGCUGCGAUGAAGGUGGAGAAGCUUGGUGACAUGAUCUUGCGUGCCACGGAACCCCAGAUGGUCCUGUUCAACCUCUACGACGAAUGGCUAAAGACCAUUUCGUCGUACACGGCCUUCUCGCGUCUGAUUCUUAUUCUCCGCGCCCUCCACGUCAAUAUGGACAAGACCAAACUCAUCUUACGACCCGACAAGACGGUCAUUACGCAAGAUCACCAGAUCUGGCCCACGCUGACGGAUGAGGAUUGGAUCAAGGUGGAAACGCAACUCCGCGACCUUAUCCUACACGACUACGGAAAGAAGAACAACGUCAACGUAUCCAGUUUGACCAGCAGCGAAGUCCGCGAUAUCAUUCUGGGUAUGGAGAUUUCGGCGCCUUCUAUGCAGAGGCAACAGGCGGCCGAGAUCGAGAAGCAGCAAGAGGAGCAGAGGCAGCUUACGGCGGUAACGACCAAGACGCAGAACGUGCGUGGCGAGGAAAUUGUCGUCACGACAACAUCGCAGUUUGAGCAGCAGACGUUUGCGUCCCGGACGGAAUGGCGCACCCGUGCCAUUGCCACGUCUAACCUACGCACCCGCUCAAACAACAUCUAUGUGUCGUCGGUGGAUGGCGAGCUUGACGAGAUCACGUACGUGAUGCCGAACAAUAUCCUCAAGCGCUUCAUCAAGAUUGCCGACCUUCGCGUUCAGGUGGCCGGCUACCUCUACGGCUCAUCGCCCGAUGACAACGACAUGGUGAAGGAGAUCAAGUGCAUUGUUCUGGUGCCACAAAUUGGCGGGCUGCGAAACGUCCAGCUUCCCCAGCAGCUUCCCCAACACCCCCUCCUUCAGUCGAUGGAGCCCCUCGGCAUCAUCCACACAAUGUCGGGCAAUGAGCUACCCUACAUGUCGGCGGUUGACGUGACGGAGCAUGCCAAGCUGCGAGAUGCGCACUCGUCUUGGGCCAAGGACAACCAGACGAUGACGGUGACGGUGGCCUUCACGCCCGGCUCCGUCUCGCUCUCGGCGUGGGCGCUUACGCCACAAGGCUACAAGUGGGGCCUGGAGAACAAGGACCUGCAGAGCGACCAGCCUCAGGGCUUCACCACGUCCAUGGGCGAGAAGCGGAAGCUGCUCCUUAGCCCCCGUUUCAACGGCUUCUUCCUCGUACCCGAGGCCGGCCAGUGGAACUACAGCUUCAUGGGCAGCGCCUUUACGAGAUUGGAGAAGAGGCCGAUCCGCUGCAAGGUCGACACACCGCAGUCCUUCUAUAGCGACUUGCACCGGCCGAUCCACUUCCAGGGCUUCGCGGAAAUGGAGGACGUUGGCGUCGAUCGCGCAGACAACUUUGCAUAA